Messenger RNA from Closterium sp. Naga37s-1, 948 nucleotides. Lineage: Eukaryota; Viridiplantae; Streptophyta; Zygnematophyceae; Desmidiales; Closteriaceae. The record is from the annotation of a GenBank genome assembly.
AUGCAGGCUGAGCCUGCAUCAGGCAAGGCGCAAGCUUCCCCCGCCGCCAUCUCAGCCGCCGUUGCCGCCGCUGCCGCCGCUUGCGCCAGUGCCAGCGCCGCUGCAGCGUCGCCAAAAGCCGCAAGCGCACCACCCGCGCCGUCCGCCGCCGCAUUCUCUGAGGCGCCUCGAGAAUCGCCUUCUGUCGCCGCCGUUUCCGACGCGCCUCAAAGAUCGCCGUCAGCAGCAGCCGCCGCUGUUGCAACGGCGGCACCGGCGCGGGCGGCGACGCCAUCGCCGCCGCCGUCGCCGCCGCUGGCGCUUCCCGCGCCGUCUCCUCCGCCGCUGCACGUACAGCUUCAGCUGCUGCACUUCCCGUAUUUGUCGGAAGCAUGGACGGCUUUGGAGCAACGGCUGCUGGAUCAAGGGCUCGCAAGGUUCCCCGCGGAUCAGUUCCCCCCCGCGCAGCGCUACCUCAAGAUCGCGGCGUCUCUGCCAGAGAAGACCGCUCGGGACGUGGCUCUGCGCUGCAAAUGGCUGCAGAGGAAGGAGGCGGGCAAGAGGCGGAGGGCAGAGGAGAUCACAGCAGCGAAGAAGCCAAAGGACAAAAAGGACAAGGACCAACAGCAGCGAGUGCAGGCAGCAACAGGGGAACCCGCAGCAGGAGGAGGGGGAGGAGCAGCAGGGACAGGCGGAGAAGUGGGGGCAGGGGGAACAGGCGGAAACGCUGCUGGAGGGGGGCCGGCGAGGGCAGGGGGGCAGGGUAUGGUCAAGGUGGAAACCGCAGGUGCUGGGGAUGGUGCUGGGGCGAGAGGGGGAGGUGUAUCUGGUGGAGGUGGUGUAUCUGGCGCAGGAGCAGGAGGUGGUGGUGGUGAUGGGUGUGAUGGGUGUGGUGGUGCUGCUGACACGCAUACAGAUGGUGCUGACAACAGCGGCAGCUUGCUCUCCGGUACGUCUGCUGGGGCGUGA